This is a messenger RNA of Pogona vitticeps (central bearded dragon), 4175 nucleotides long. Lineage: Eukaryota; Metazoa; Chordata; Lepidosauria; Squamata; Agamidae. The record is from RefSeq and is a predicted model, not a curated record.
UUGCCAUUUCAGUCUUUGAAAAGAUGCAAGCUCAAGAGAUCCUACGGAAUUUACGCCUUCCUGAGUUUGAAGACUUCAGCCAGUUUUUUCGAAGUUUGCCAACUACUACCUUGGUAGGCAUCGGUGCCUUUGCUGCUGUUGUUGCCUAUUGGCUGGCAAGCCGGCCGAAAGCGGUGAAACCACCAUGUGACCUCCUAAUGCAGUCAGAAGAAGUUGAGGGCUGGGAUGGUGCACGGAGAUCUGUAAUUGGCGAGAGUUCACAAUUGCUAACUCACUACUAUGAUGAUGCAAGGACCAUGUACGAGGUUUUUAGAAGAGGGUUUAAUAUAUCCGAAAAUGGGCCCUGCUUGGGAUUCAGGAAACCCAAACAGCCUUAUCAGUGGCUGACCUAUAAAGAGGUUGCUGAAAGAGCAGAAGCACUGGGAUCAGGCUUACUCCAGAAAGGAUGCAAACCAUCAACAAGUCAGUUUAUUGGGGUCUUUGCACAAAACCGGCCAGAGUGGAUCAUUUCUGAGCUGGCUUGCUAUACCUAUUCCAUGGUUGUGGUUCCCCUGUAUGAUACGUUAGGCCCUGGAGCCAUUCGUUAUAUUAUCAACACAGCUGACAUUUCUAUAGUAGUUUGUGAUAAACCCGAAAAAGCCAAAGUCCUGUUAGAAAAUGUAGAGAAAAAAGAAACUCCGGGCUUGAAAUUCAUUAUUUUGAUGGACCCUUUUGAGAAGGAUCUUAAAGAAAGAGGACAAAUGUGUGGAGUUCAUAUCCAAGCUAUGCAGGAAGUAGAGGACUGUGGUCGAGAAUGCCGGCAUGCCCCUGUUCCACCUCGACCAGAAGAUCUGUCAAUUGUAUGUUUUACUAGUGGCACUACAGGUAACCCUAAAGGUGCAAUGCUGACACAUGGGAAUGUGGUUGCGGAUUUUUCAGGUUUUUUGAAAGUGACUGAGAAAGUGAUCUUUCCGAGACAGGACGAUGUGCUCAUCUCCUUCCUGCCUUUGGCUCACAUGUUUGAAAGAGUGAUACAGUCUGUAGUGUAUUGCCAUGGGGGCCGAAUUGGCUUCUUCCAAGGAGACAUUCGUCUGCUGUCUGAUGAUAUGAAAGCACUGCGCCCAACCAUCUUUCCUGUUGUGCCAAGACUGCUGAACAGAAUGUAUGACAAGAUCUUCAGCCAAGCAGACACCCCACUGAAACGCUGGCUUCUGGAAUUUGCUGCCAAGCGUAAAAAGGCAGAAGUUCAAAGUGGGAUCAUUAGAAAUGACAGUAUGUGGGACAAACUGUUCUUUAACAAAAUACAGGCAAGCCUGGGUGGUUGUGUUAGAAUGAUUGUAACAGGAGCUGCUCCUGCUUCUCCCACUGUCUUGGGUUUCCUUCGAGCAUCCCUAGGAUGUCAGGUUUAUGAGGGCUAUGGUCAAACAGAAUGUACAGCUGGUUGUACGUUUACCACUCCAGGGGACUGGACAUCAGGACAUGUGGGAGCACCUUUGCCCUGUAAUUUAAUCAAGCUGGUGGACGUUGAAGAAUUAAAUUAUUUUUCUUCCAAAGGAGAAGGAGAGAUCUGUGUGAAAGGUCCAAAUGUUUUCAAGGGUUAUCUGAAAGAUGACGAGAGAACUGCUGAAGCAUUAGACGAAGAUGGAUGGCUUCAUACAGGGGAUGUUGGGAAGUGGUUACCUAAUGGCACACUAAGAAUCAUUGAUCGGAAAAAGCAUAUAUUUAAACUGGCCCAAGGUGAAUACAUUGCACCAGAAAAAAUUGAGAACAUCUACAUUCGAAGUGAGCCUGUCUCCCAAAUAUAUGUGCAUGGAGAUAGCUUACAGGCCUUCUUGGUGGGGAUUGUUGUACCUGAUAGCGAAGUCAUGCCAGGUUGGGCCAAGAAAAAGGGCUUUGAGGGAUCUUUUGCAGAGCUUUGUAAAAAUGUGGAGCUGAAAAAAGCGAUAAUGGAAGACAUGGUGCAAUUAGGGAAAGAGAGUGGACUUCAUUCAUUUGAGCAGGUUAAGGCUAUUUAUGUUCACUCUGAAAUGUUCUCUGUGCAAAAUGGCUUGUUGACACCUACAUUAAAAGCUAGGAGACCAGAGCUGAGAGAAUACUUCAAGAAACAGAUAGAAGAGCUUUAUUCCAGUGUUUCCAUCUGACAGCAAGGUUCUUCGAAACAAUGUACUUUGUAGCAAUAUUAGGAAAAAUGAAAAGGAUGCGGUUGAAAUGAAUAAGCAUCUGACCUUCCACAUGAGCCUUCCAUUGUCUGAAGACACUGUCAGUGAAUAAUUCCGUUGCCAUCUAGUUUUAAUUGCUCUUGUAAUGGAAUGCUCUAAAGUCUGUUGGACAACCACUAAGCUGUUUUAAAUUCCACUCCUUCUGAAAGUACUUUACCAACAUCUUUUGUCAUUAAUACCUGCAAAAAUCCCAUAACAAACAGGAAAAAGGAAGGAAACACCCCUCUCUGACUGGAUCUGCCCAUUUUGUCUGAUACUCUUCUGCUCCUGGAUAUUCUGAUAAUGUGAUCUGUAGGGUUUGCAGAUGCCUCCCUGGAUGAAUACAAUUAAGAACUCAUUAGAAGCAAGAAGUGUGUGUUUUGAAUCACAGGUUGUACAUUAUCUGCACACCUGUUCCAGUGUGACACAGCCUCCCUUUCUGAAAUAUCAUUGAUUGCAAACGUAGCCAAGAACUCCUCACUGCAGCGGAGCUCUUUAAAGUCCCAGAGUUCCAGUCCAGGAACAAUCACCGACGAAGACUAGUGGUCUACCUCAAAUGUUCUUUGUUACUCAACACUAUAAAUAAAUCUGUUGUCCUGAUCUAGAAUUUAAAACUGGAAUUGUUUAGUUGUUUGUUAAAUGGCAUCUGUUAGGCUCUGCAAGAGGAAAAAAUAACAUUCUUCGUGUAAUCCAUUUAUACAGAAACAGAAAUAGGUAGAGUUCAGAUGUCCCAUGCAUCAAAUUGAUAUAAUAGAUCCAGUAGUGUAUGCUAUAUGAGAAUGAGCCUUUAAUUGUCAUAAAUGGUAUACAUCUCAAAAUUAUGCUACUUGUUUCUAAAGCAAGAUUGGGGAAUGGAUGGUCCUCCGGAUGUUGUUGGACUAUACGUCUCAUCACUCAUCAUCGGUUGGGCUGCCUAGGGUUGAUGGAGGAUGUAGUCCAACUGCACUUGAAAAAACAUCCAUUCUCCAUUCUUGGUGCACCAGCACUUUUGUUAAGGGUGAUGCAGAAGGUUUCCAGCCUUAGCAGGAUUGUACAUGGGAGAUAGCUGUUAGCUGCACUUUUUAAACAGUUUGAUUGCUCUUAUGGUUUGGAAGCAAUGUGUUGGAAAGACAGUGUAAAUCUACUACAUAAUUUUAGUACAUCCGUUCCCUCUGCUGUGGAUAUGAACUAUUUUUUUCCAGGCAGAUUAAACUAAAUAUGUGCUUUGAGCCACAGCUUUGUGCUCCCACGUUAUAGUGCACUUCAGGAAGACUGAGCAGGCUUGUGUAAAUUGAAGAGGAUGCCAAGCAUCUCAGCAAACAGUUGAUUGACUGGAUGCUUUCUCAGAUGUUAAAAGUGUUUGAGGUUAGACAGCCGUCUCCCUUCAGAACUCACAAUAUUUUCUCUCACAAUCAGGAUACCAACAGCUGCUCCUCUUGCUCUUCCCUAUCCUCCCUAUUCAGUACCCAUCAUCCUGAAAUCGUGUUUCUCAUUCUUUCCAGUCACCGUUCUUCCAAGAUGAAGAUAGUGCACUGAAGGAUGGCCUCCACCCUCCAUGAGAGGGAUUGUAUUGGCUCCACAUAACAACACAAGAAACAACUGUCACUCAUAUUCUAAGGUCUUUUUUCUACCUUCAUCCUCUAAACAAUUAGUUUAAAUAGAGUUCAGAGUUCCUGUGGAUAAAUUAACACAGACACUGUAGAAACUACCUAAGCAUUCACAAGAUACUCAGGAACUGCCAUGGAGACCAGGUUAUAAAACCUGUGAUAGAGCUAGAUUUUGUUGGGCAACAACUCCUAUCCUCCUGGCCCAACAACACUAAUGGUCAGGGAUGAUGAAUGUUGUGUUGUGGGACACAGGUUCUCCCAGCUCCUUGUGUUCAUAAUAUAUAAUGAUUGCCUGUUCUGGCUUAGUUUGAAUCAGGGCUUGGUUUCACCAACAUAUAAUAAGAAUACAAUGCUGCCUCGCAUUACGACGUUAAUUCCUUCCAGCGAAAUAGUUGUAGAACAAAAACGUCGU